Esox lucius (northern pike) is the source of this 3321-nucleotide messenger RNA. RefSeq names its product solute carrier family 8 member B1 (gene slc8b1). Gene Ontology annotation, molecular function: calcium:sodium antiporter activity. Gene Ontology annotation, biological process: calcium export from the mitochondrion; intracellular calcium ion homeostasis. The transcript is spliced from 15 exons. Gene Ontology annotation, cellular component: membrane. NCBI's taxonomy places the organism in Eukaryota, Metazoa, Chordata, Actinopteri, Esociformes, Esocidae. Bases 350 to 2143 code for a protein of 597 amino acids. The record is from RefSeq and is a predicted model, not a curated record.
GUGGGAUGGGUUUAAAUUUGGAUGUCACGUCUUUCAAUAACAUUGAUAAUGUAGGCUUCUCGGGGACAGGCCUCGAGAAAGUUUUUGUACAUAAUAUUCACGGACUUUCCGAAAACAUCAAAUAGACAGCUGUAUAAGCGUUGAUCGAGCUUUGUAUACAUUAUGCCGAUCAGAGUGAUUUUAACCUGUCACAACAGAUUAUGAAAAAACGAGUUACUUUAUUUUACUCGGACACUUUUAAUUCUCCGGUAUUUCAUUCUCAAGUCGUAUCCGAACCUGCGAACCCACAUCCCGCCAGUCUCAUUUAGCAAGGGAUCGGAAUGGACGUACUUCCUGAACGGAGUAAAUUAUGAAAUAUCGGGUAGUUUUUAUCUCCGUGUUGUUUCUUUUGUGGUGUCCCUGCCGCCAUGUAUUGGUCUCGGGUGAAUAUGUCACUAGGGUAGUUUCUUCUAACCGAUCUGCCGACGGUGCUGACCUGGGCUCGUCUGUGGAUAUGGUGGGUACGCAAUUCACAAUGUUCCAUAAGGAAAACACUGACGGGUGUGAUGUAGUGAUGAACUUGAGUGCUAGUCAACGCUGUACGUUUGUGAAGAACACCCCAGACUGCAGAAUGGAAGAUGGCUUCAUCAACUACCUCCAACUGGCCUUCUGUUUACUGCCACCCAAUCUCACACCCCUCACCAUCACAUUCUGUAUUAUCUGGUUAUUUUUCUUGUUCAUAGGUCUGGGAGUGACUGCAUCAAAGUUCUUCUGUCCCAACCUCUCUGCCAUCUCCUCCACCCUUCGGCUCACACACAACGUGGCUGGCGUGACGUUUCUGGCCCUUGGUAAUGGAGCCCCAGAUGUCUUCAGUGCCACUGUGGCCUUUUCCCGUCCACAUACCGCUGGCCUGGCUAUAGGAGCACUCUUUGGAGCAGGUAUCUUUGUAACCACUGUGGUUGCAGGGGCAGUGUCGUUAGUCAAGCCCUUCACUGUUGCGUCCCGCCCCUUCCUGCGUGAUGUCGUCUUCUUUAUGGCUGCGGUCUUCUGGACCUUCGUCAUCCUCUACAAAGGAACUAUCUCACUGGGAGAGACACUAGGGUAUCUGGGGCUGUAUGUAGUGUAUGUGUUAACAGUCAUUGUGAGUGCCUACAUCUACAGUCAUCAAAAUCACUCGGCCAUCAGAACAUCUGCCCAGAGCUCAACAUAUGUACCAGAGAUCCAGUCGUCUGACGAUGAGGCUCCUCUUUUAUCGAAUGGCAGUAUCCAGCAGGACUAUGACAGUGAAUACAGUCCCCUGCUACCUUACUGUGAGUCGACCAGUACGAUCCUGAUGAAUUCUCUGAACCCAGUGGACAGCAGAACCUGGAGGAGGAAGACCUGGGGCUGGAGAACUGCCAAAAUACUUAAGAUGCCACUGGAGGUGCUGCUGCUACUGACUGUUCCUGUGGUGGAUCCUGACAAAGAGGACAGGAACUGGAGAAGACCUUUGAACUGCCUUCAACUGGUCACCGCACCGCUGGUGUGUGUGCUCACCUUCCAGUCUGGAGAGUAUGGUUUGUAUUUGAUCUCGGGUCUGUUUCCUGUCUGGGCAUUGACUUUGCUGUUUGGCCUCUUCCUUUCCGCCAUAGUCUUCCUCACCACCACCAAUGACCAACCUCCACCGUACCACUCACUGUUCUCUUUGCUGGGCUUUCUGGUAAGUGCGAUAUGGAUCAGUGCUGCGGCCUCGGAGGUGGUCAGUCUUCUACACAUGCUCGGUGUGGUCCUUACUCUGUCCAACAAUUUACUGGGUCUCACACUGCUGGCCUGGGGAAAUAGCAUUGGAGAUUGUUUUUCUGACAUCACCAUUGCGCGCCAGGGAUACCCACGGAUGGCGAUAUCUGCCUGCUUUGGGGGAAUCAUCUUCAACAUGCUGAUUGGAGUGGGCAUUGGCUGCCUUCUGCAGAUGUUUAACAGUGAGCCAGUGUUGAUGUUGGAACCAGAAGGUUUGUUGACCUGGGUGUUAGCGGGUUCUCUGGGGCUCUCUCUGGUCCUCUCCUUCAUCUUAGUUCCUCUGCGAAGUUUUCACCUGGACCGGGCCUAUGGAAUCUUCCUCCUGUUCUUCUAUGCAGUCUUUCUCCUAGUUGCGCUACUCACUGAGUUUGGCUUUAUCCACACCUGAAGAAUGUAACAGACAAUUGAGCCCAGCCUGGUGGAACUGCCUGCCUGUAUUGACAAGACAGUCUGACAUCAGAGACUUUCCUCCUCAUGGGAGAUGGAGCUACAGCCAAUCAUAUGAGGCCUUAACUGAGUUGGACCCUGUCAUACUGUGGCUUUACAAAUGUCUGUUUGCACUGACUGUAUUUUUAUAUUUAGAUCAUAAUUAGUAUUUUUAUAUUUAGCUCAACAUCAUUUAGUAUUUUGUAGUUGUAUUGUUAUUUUACGUGUGUGUAAAAUGUAUGGGAUUUUAGUAGGUAUUAUGUAUGUGUAGAUUGUAAAGUAUUUUUUUGUCUAUUCUUUCCCCAUAAUAAGUUGGAUCCCAGGAAGACUUGCUGACAAUGCUGCUUCUGUUUUUGGGGAUCCUAAUAAAAUCAAAAGAUUAGCUGUUACAUGAGCAACAGCUAUUCUUCUUGGGGUCCAAACAGAACAUUUAUAUAAAUAUACAGAAAUGACUGCAGGGUCAGUAAUACACCAUUUAACAAGUAACCCCUAAAGCUACAGGAACCACAAAAUGCUGCUAAAGCACUUUCUGAGAAGCAUCUGCUUUAAAUUAAUGUGAAUGUGGUGUCUCCACACUGCUGUCUGUAAUGGUUGAUGUGAGUCAAUUGUAAAAGGUGCUUUAUGAAACAAAUGAUCAGUGAUUUUGGUUGUAUCACUGGAUGUUUGAUCUGAUUUGUUCAUGAAACUGCAAGGGAUAAGUUUAAUAUCAUUUGAAAAUGGCCCAGAACCAGCCACAUACAGAUCUUUACUACUACAAAUAUAUGAUUGAUACAAAUCUAAUAAUUUACUACUGCAAAGCUAUGAAUGACAGAGAUCUAGUAAUUCUCUACUGCAGAUGUAUGAUAGAUAUAGAUCUAGUACUUUACUGGCCUUGAUAUUUGCAGGUCUUGUUGCAUUGAGUGCCUUGAUAAAAGAUGUUCUUGUUAGAACUGUCUUAGAUAUGUGUGUGUAUAUGUUAAAAUACAUGAGAUCAGGGUAAAAGCACUUAUGUCUAGGUUGAUUUGUGUAUUAUCUGUCUUUACGUUUUAAAUAAAAACAUCAAAAAUCCUUAAUGUAUAAUUCACACAGAUAAAGUUAAAGGCAUUCAGUAUAGGUAUGACAGACGGCAGUUUUCAAACUGAUUAAACAUCUGACCUGAAA